This is a messenger RNA of Cyphomyrmex costatus, 1105 nucleotides long. It is a transcript of the gene Kdsr, whose product is annotated as 3-ketodihydrosphingosine reductase. Lineage: Eukaryota; Metazoa; Arthropoda; Insecta; Hymenoptera; Formicidae. Gene Ontology annotation, cellular component: endoplasmic reticulum membrane. Gene Ontology annotation, molecular function: 3-dehydrosphinganine reductase activity. Gene Ontology annotation, biological process: sphingolipid biosynthetic process. The record is from RefSeq and is a predicted model, not a curated record. The transcript has 4 exons. The coding region runs from base 32 to 1105 and encodes 357 amino acids.
AGAACUAACGAACUCACACGUGUCUUGCAAGAUGGAUUUCUCGCGCGAUUGCCUUAGUUCUGAUCUUCUUUAUACAUACAACGCGAUAAUAUAUGGCUUGUAUAGUAUUAUAGGAUUCAUUCUUUUGUCAGUUAUCGUAUUCGGUACUCUGUUUGUGUACGAACAUUUCUUUUGGACAAAAAAGAUAAAAGACGUUAGGAAGAAACACGUUGUCGUGACCGGUGGCUCUAGCGGUAUUGGAAAAUGUGUGGCGAUUCUUGCUGCGAAGAAAGGAGCAAACGUCACGAUAAUUGCGAGAAAUGUACAGAAUUUGGAGAAGGCUAAACGUGAAAUACUGCAAGCAUGUGAAAACAAAGAUACACAAAGAGUCGAAUAUCUUUCUUUAGACAUUGGAACAGAUUAUGACACCGUCGAGAAAGCAUUGGUCAAUUUGGAAAAUGAUAUGGGUCCUAUUUAUAUGCUUGCAAAUUGUGCUGGUCUUGCGAUACCAAGCAAAAUAGAAGACACCACUCCAAAGAAUCUGGAUAUAAUGAUGCGCACAAAUUUCUUAGGCACAUAUUACUGUAUUAAGGCUGUAACACCAAGAAUGAAAGCUGCCAAAGAAGGAGUGAUUGUACUUGUGUCAUCUCAAGCUGGUCUCCUAGGUAUCUUUGGAUACACCGCUUACUGCAGUACGAAAUUCGCAAUCCGUGGCUUGGCAGAGAGCUUGGCUAUGGAAUUACAGCCUUAUAACAUUUCUGUCACUUUGUGUUUACCACCGGAUACAGACACACCUGGUUAUGCCAUCGAAGAGUUGUCAAAGCCAAUAGAAACAAAAGCCAUAUCACAGGUGGCGAAGUUAGUUCAGCCCGAGGUCGUUGCUGACAAGCUUUUCGAGGAUGCGUUGGCAAGCAAUUUCUUCUCUUCCGUUGGUUUUGAAGGUUUUAUUAUGAUGACAUUGUGUGCGGGAAUGUCGCCGGUCAAGCUGUUUCGUCAACUGUUCGUACAAGUUUUUCUAAUGGGCCCAUUGAGACUUAUCGGCGUAAUGUACCUCUUCAUCUUCCAAAGAAUCAUUGCUCAGUGCAAGCAACAUACGAACUCUGAAAAUAUAGAAAAGGUUAAGUAA